Manihot esculenta (cassava) is the source of this 3924-nucleotide messenger RNA. Its product is annotated as telomere repeat-binding protein 3. The record is from RefSeq and is a predicted model, not a curated record. NCBI's taxonomy places the organism in Eukaryota, Viridiplantae, Streptophyta, Magnoliopsida, Malpighiales, Euphorbiaceae. Bases 1535 to 3670 code for a protein of 711 amino acids. The transcript has 9 exons.
GAGAGACAGAGAGAAAGAGAAAGAGAAGGAGAGGUUUUUGUGCUUUUUUUUUUUUUUUUAAAUCUCAACUCUUCGUUAUCAUUUUCAUCACAAAACCACAGAGACAGAACAGAGAAGAGAAAAUGUCUUGAAUCUUUCUUUUUUGUUCUUUUCUACAUUAUUCGUUGCGUUUUCUUUGAAUUCUCCGAUCUUCUGAUUCGCAAUUCUCAAGGAAUUUCAUUUUCCAUUUGUUAAUCAGAGCAGAUAAUUAUUUGUUUCUCUCUACCUACUUUGUAGAUUUUUUAUUUACUCUGAACAUCGUUUCUUUAUGGUGAGUAUAUCGAAUUAAUCGUGGGAUUCAGUUUGCUUGUAUUUUCUCUUGUUGGAUUUUGUUUUUCCUGGUUUAAUUUUGUUCUGAAUUGUUGUUGAGCAAAUUGAGAUCUAUCAUUCGGUGGGAAUUCUCAGGAGUUUCACUUGUAGAGAAAUGUUUUGCUGAAUUGGAGACUAAGAUCGGGAUCUGAUCGUCGAAGUUGUGUUUUGGUUGGUUUGGUGGAAAUUGUAUUUGAGUGGGAGUUCGAAUUCUCUGGAAUUUUACGAAAGGAUUGUGAUUUUGGGUUAUCCGUUUUUAUCUGGACUGGUUUGGGGUUUAAGGGAUUUAGAUGUCUUUCUAUUUUGAUCGUUCAUUGAGAAAAUUGCAAAUUGAUUUGAAUUGCUUCUAGGAGUUUUAAAUUCGUGGAAUUUGGUUAAAUUGAGUGUGUAGAUUGGUUUUAUGGAAGCUGAUAUCCAAUUCUAAUUCCAUGAUCAUGUAGAGCAGAAACCAAAUCCUGAAUUUGGAAGUAGCAGCUUGAAUUGUAAUUCCUGAAACACAGUCCCAGAUGAAUUAUUGCUGUGUAAAAGUUGGAUCGAUCACGGAUGUGAACAUUCGACUGAUCUAUGUUGGGAAUCUUGGGAUCUCAAAUAAUAUGAUGAUUCCAGUGGAAAUUAGUUUUUAUUUACAUUGAUGCCAAAUUUUAUGAGGAUUUUAUUCUAAUUGACGUGAUAUAAUUACUGCAGAUUUUUUAAUUCCAGUGAUAGUUUUCUUAGAACAAUUUAGCGUGAAGACGUGUUUCUUUGAUUCUUUUUGUUGAUCAGCGGGUUCUUAUGUUAUUAUCCUAUCAGAUCACAAUCGAUGUGUUUUUCUAGAAUAUUUUUGGGUAUAUUCUGCUUCUCAUUGGGCCAUGAUAUUAUGGAUCUCUGUUUUGGAUGAUGGCUGGUGGGUCAGUUAUGAUCAUUGUUCAUUUAAGGGGUCCUAAAUUUUCUUGUGCAUGUGAAAUUUGGACGAUGUUAUUUGUUUUUCUGAUCUCUCAAAAGCAAAUGCUGGUUAUCACAAUAUAUGCUUGCGAUGUUUCUUAUUUUUCUUUGAUUGAGAUCGUUGCUUGUUCGUCCUUGUACCAUGCGGUUCAGAUGGAGUUGUCGAAUUGCAUCUAUAGUCGGUUGAUUUAGUUUUUUUUAUCUCUUGUGGAUUUGAUGACAGUGAAGGAAUGUGGGCAGCGUAAUUGUCAUGUUUGCUUAAGAUAUGGUGAUGAAGAAGAGGCAAGAUUAUGGUUUCAAUGGCUUCCAUGUUCCCUUCAUUCCUCGGGCUCCUAGAUCAGCUAGACUGAGGGGUCUGCAUAAAAAGAAAGUUGUUGAUGGUCAAAUAUGUCCAUUUGAAUUACUUGCUGCUUUAGCUGGAAAAUUAUUGCUGGAGAGUGAAGGUUCUUCUGCUUCUAGUAGUGCAUCUGAUACAAAUCAAUCUGCAUUUGGUGAUGGUGUUAUUAAACAGGAGCGAAAUGAAGAUAAACUGCUGAAAACUGAAUGCUUUGAUCAGGGAAGCUGUGAAGAAAGUAUUUUUCUCCCUGAGGUUGGUCCAUCAAAUGGUGAUAAAAAGUGCCUUCUAAAGGAAUCCCAACAUGUAGAGAGUGAAGCUGUUCUGGAGCGCUCCUCAAUAAUCACCAAUUCAGAAUCCUCAGAGAAAAAUAGCAGUAAUGUUAAGUCUGUGAUUUGCAAAAGCAAGAUUUCAUGUGAUAAUUUCUCGUGUAAAUUAGAGGGAAGGUCUCCUCAUGUUGAGGAACACAGUGCUGAUUUUGUGAAAAAUGGAUUCAGCAGACAGCGAGAGGCUGAUGGUAUGGAGAAUGGAGGUCUGACUAUUGAUAACGCAUCCAAUUUAAAGGAUCCUAUGGACUUGUGUAGGAAAUUUCCUGCACUGAUCAAUUCAGAUAAUAAUGUCAAAUUUCCACCAUGUAGGAACCCUGUUCCUGAUGCCUCUGUUUUAAGGCUUAGGAAUGAUAGCAAAUUAGGUAUUAGAGAUGAUGACGAAAAUUUUUCUAGGUGUAACAAACCUGGCACCAAGCCAAGAGCAUUUAGGUAUCAAUCCCGAAUUGGGGACCGAAGAAUGAGGAAAUUAUUGGCCUCUAAAUACUGGAAAGUAGCUCCAAAACUGAGGGAUUGCGAACUUUCAAAUGUUGGUUUUUCAGAUGGGGGAAUAAGGCCUCUUUAUCGCAAGCGAAAAAUAUGUUACAGUCGUGAAAGAUAUCAACAUGAUACUCUUUACAAGAGGAGGAAGUUUUCUGACCAUAGCUUAACUGCGACAUCUGAUGGAGGGUUCAGCAGUGAGAGUGUUUGUAAUUCUCCAGAAAAGAUAAAUAUGGACAAGAAUGGCCCUGCUUCAAUGUUUAGUGGAGCAAAUGGGUUUUCAACGUCAUCAAUUAUUGGCCACCAAUCUUUCCAUUCCAAGAAUUCUCAUGUGAAGUUCAGCAUUAAGUCCUUCAGGAUACCAGAGCUUGUUAUUGAGGUUCCUGAAACUGCAACUGUUGGUUCACUAAAGAGGACAGUUAUGGAGACUGUGACAGCUAUACUUGGAAGUGGUUUAUGCGUUGGAGUGCUUCUUCAUGGAAAGAAGGUUAGGGAUGAUAACACAACCUUACUACAGACUGGUAUCAGUUCUAAAGAGAAUCUUGAUACUCUGGGUUUCACAUUGGAACCUAGUCCUGUGCAAGCUCCUCCAACUGUGUGCACUGAAGAUCCUCCCAUUCCAUUACCUUGUGACAUGUCUCAACUUGUACCAAGGUCCCCAGCUGCUCCUGUUUUAGACUUGGGGACUUCUGAUGCCUUACCUGACCCUCCUAUGUUGACUAAUUCAGAAAGUAGAAUUGACAGUAAUCACAAAUCAGUUUCCUCCCAUACUGACAAAUUAGCCGACAAAACAAUGUCAGAAUCUAGAGCUCUGGUUGCAGUUCCACCUGUGAGUGUUGAGGCACUUGCUGUUGUUCCUGUUAACCAGAAAGCUAGGCGAUCUGAUCUGGUACAGCGUCGAACCAGGAGACCAUUUUCAGUCUCAGAAGUAGAAGCACUUGUGCAGGCAGUUGAGGAUCUGGGAACUGGAAGGUGGCGUGAUGUUAAGUUAAGAUCUUUUGAAAAUGCAGACCACCGAACUUACGUGGAUUUGAAGGACAAAUGGAAGACAUUGGUUCACACGGCCAAGAUUGCCCCUCAGCAAAGAAGAGGGGAGCCCGUGCCCCAGGCGGUGUUGGACAGGGUCUUGGCUGCUCACGCAUACUGGUCUCAGCAUCAAGCCAAGCAACAUAGCAAGAAUCAGGGUGCAGUUGUAAAGAUCACCGAGACCCAUGGCCAUGGUGGUAGAAAUGGAGUUGAAGGUGAGCUUCAGUUGUUGUGAUGUAAAGAAAAGGGAAUUGUUGACAGGAACAGAGAAGAAGAAACUUGUACAAAUGAUUGAAAAUUUGUGUAAUAUUUUCUCACACUCACAUGAUUCAUAGCCACCUGCCUAAUGGCAUUUGUAAAUGAUUGGAUGAAAUAAAGAAUAGUCUAACAGAAAAUUAGAGUGUUUUUUCAAUUCAUUGAUUUAAUUGUUGUAAUUGUAACAGAUUGAACAGAAGACUCUGAAUAAGUGAAAUGUAAAUUUUGUUUUUA